AUGGCGCUCGACAGCUACUAUCAAAACAAGAUCGAGGCCAUGAAGCUCGAGAUCCUCAAGGGUCAAGCAGUUCUCCGCCGUCUCGAAGCCCAAAGAAACGACUACAACUCCCGCGUGAGGCUACUGAGGGAAGAGCUGGGUCUGUUGCAGCAGCCUGGUUCCUACGUUGGUGAGGUCGUCAAGGUCAUGAGCACGAAGAAGGUCCUGGUCAAGGUGCAUCCCGAAGGCAAAUACGUCGUCGACAUCUCCGACAAUGUCGACAUCACAAAGCUCACCGUCGGCAAGCGGGUAACCCUGCUUUCCGACAGCUACAAGCUCGAGAAGAUGCUCCCCUCAUCCGUCGACCCCCUCGUCUCCCUCAUGAUGGUCGAGAAGGUUCCCGACAGCACGUACGAUAUGAUUGGUGGUCUGGAUCAGCAGAUCAAGGAAAUCAAGGAGGUCAUCGAGCUCGGCCUCAAGCACCCCGAGCUGUUCGAGUCGCUCGGUAUCGCACAACCAAAGGGUGUCCUUCUCUACGGCCCCCCCGGUACGGGAAAGACGCUGCUCGCCCGUGCCGUCGCACAUCACACCGACUGCAAGUUCAUCAGGGUGUCCGGAUCCGAAUUGGUGCAAAAGUACAUUGGUGAGGGUAGUCGCAUGGUUCGCGAGCUCUUCGUCAUGGCCCGCGAGCACGCCCCCUCCAUCAUCUUCAUGGACGAGAUCGACUCCAUCGGUUCCUCCCGUGUCGAGGGCUCAUCCGGCGGCGACUCCGAAGUCCAGCGCACCAUGUUGGAGCUACUCAACCAGCUGGACGGUUUCGAGCCCACCAAGAACAUCAAGGUCAUCAUGGCCACCAACCGUCUCGAUAUCCUCGACCCCGCCCUGCUGCGUCCCGGACGUAUCGACCGAAAGAUUGAGUUCCCUCCGCCAAGCGUCGAGGCCCGUGCCGACAUUCUCCGCAUCCACAGCCGCAAGAUGAACCUGACAAGAGGCAUCAAUCUCACAAAGAUUGCCGAGAAGAUGAACGGCUGCUCCGGAGCCGAGCUCAAGGGUGUCUGCACAGAAGCCGGCAUGUACGCCCUGCGUGAGCGCAGAGUUCACGUCACCCAAGAGGACUUUGAGCUCGCCACUGCCAAGAUCCUCAACAAGCACGACGACAAGGAGGUGUCACUCGGCAAGCUCUGGAAGUAA
This is a messenger RNA of Colletotrichum abscissum, 1170 nucleotides long. Its product is annotated as 26S protease regulatory subunit 8. Gene Ontology annotation, biological process: proteasome-mediated ubiquitin-dependent protein catabolic process. Gene Ontology annotation, cellular component: proteasome regulatory particle, base subcomplex. Bases 1 to 1170 code for a protein of 389 amino acids. Gene Ontology annotation, molecular function: ATP binding; proteasome-activating activity; ATP hydrolysis activity. The record is from RefSeq and is a predicted model, not a curated record. The transcript has 2 exons. Lineage: Eukaryota; Fungi; Ascomycota; Sordariomycetes; Glomerellales; Glomerellaceae.